Messenger RNA from Neohortaea acidophila, 1878 nucleotides. RefSeq lists its product as uncharacterized. Gene Ontology annotation, biological process: positive regulation of DNA-templated transcription. NCBI's taxonomy places the organism in Eukaryota, Fungi, Ascomycota, Dothideomycetes, Mycosphaerellales, Teratosphaeriaceae. Gene Ontology annotation, cellular component: SWI/SNF complex. The transcript is spliced from 2 exons. Gene Ontology annotation, molecular function: histone binding; DNA binding. The record is from RefSeq and is a predicted model, not a curated record. Bases 1 to 1878 code for a protein of 625 amino acids.
AUGCUGGACACCAACCAAGGCACGCCUGCCGCUGGCGAUGCCGCAGACUCCGCCGCGCCCGCCGUCCCCUCUAAGCCGGCUGUCGAGCAAUCUGCGCGCUCGCAUCUCAUCGAACAAGCGCACGCCAUCAUAUUACCCUCUUACAGCGUCUGGUUUGACAUGCACCAAAUCCACAGUCUGGAGAAGAAGGCGCUGCCGGAGUUCUUCAACAACCGCAAUCGCUCCAAGACCGAGGCUGUGUACAAGGACUAUCGCGAUUUCAUGAUCAACACGUACCGAUUGAACCCCGCUGAGUACCUGACUGUCACGGCUUGUCGGCGAAAUUUGGCGGGCGAUGUCUGUGCGAUUAUGAGGGUGCAUGCCUUUCUCGAGCAGUGGGGCUUGAUCAAUUACCAGAUCGAUCCAGAUACUCGACCGUCGAACAUUGGCCCACCAUUCACUGGCCACUUCCGCAUCACAGCCGACACCCCUCGCGGCUUACAACCACAUCAACCUGCCGCUCCUAAUAGCGCCAUCACCAGUGGAAAGCCGCAUGCCGGGACUGAUCGCUUGGCAUCGGCGGGCAAGCAAGAGACCAACCUCGAAGUGCGGAGAAACAUCUACGAUGAAAAAGGAAAGGAUGUGACGCCCGCGCAAACCGAGGAUGGCGCUGAAGCAGGCGGCGAAGCAAGCAGCAAGAGCUUGGAGGAGAGCCUGAAAGAGGAGAGCAAGCCGAUCUUCUGCUACUCAUGUGGCGUGGACUGCACGCGACUGCGCUUCCAUUGCUCCAAGAAUCCCCCGGCGACUGCAACCACCCCGAAACCUGUCAAAGAGCAAAGAUACGACUUAUGUGCGCAAUGCUUUGUAGAGAGUCGCUUCCCCAACAACACUGAGUCUGGAGACUACACCAAGCUGGAAAACGAGCGCUACAAGACCAUCGCAGACAAGGGAGCGCCAUGGUCGGACGCGGAACUGCUGCUUCUGUUGGAAGGGUUGGAAAUGUUCGACGACAACUGGGAAUCCGUCGCCGACCACGUGGGCUCGCGCACGCGAGAGGAGUGCGUGCUCAAAUUCCUGCAGCUGGAAAUCGAAGACAAAUACCUCGACGAAGCCCCCUCAGCCAGCAUGAACGGCAGCGGGCAUGGCGUGCAAGACUUUGCCUUCCUGUCCGGCGGCCGAAUCCCGUUCAGUCAAUUCGACAACCCCGUCCUCAGCGUCAUGAGCUUCCUCGCAGGCCUCGCAGACCCCAAGACCACCGCACAAGCAGCAGGCAAGAGCGUGGAGCAAAUGAAAGAAAGCCUCCGCGGCCGACUCGAGCGCGAAGCCACUCCCGGCGCGGAAAACAGCGCCGCCGCCGCCGCCGCUUCCUCUUCCUCCGACGCAGCCGUCAAAGGCGAACGCGCCGAAAGCAUGGACAUCGACGACACCACCUCCCUCGCCACCCGCGAACCCCCAACCACCACCACCACCACAUCCCACGACCUCCCUACCACGGCCCUCAGCCUGACCGCCGCCCGCGCCGCCGCCCUAGCCUCCAACACGGAACGCCAACUCACCGCCCAAGUCUCCGCCGCCGUGAACCUGCAGCUCACCAAGCUGGAGCUCAAAAUGCAGCACUUCAAUGAAAUGGAAGCUUUGCUACAAGCCGAGCGGCGCGAGCUGGAGCGCGAACGCCAGCGCUUGUUCCUUGAUCGCUUGGCGUUUCGGAAGCGAGUCCGCGAGGCGGAGGAGAAGUUGGGGGGCUUGAGACUUGCUGUUCCGUCUGCGGAGAAGUUGGCUGUUGGGCCUGAGGGGAUGGGAGGGGAUGCGUCUGGGUUUGAGGGCGCGGUGGGACUGCAGGGCGGGCCUGAGGAGCCUUUUGCGGAUGGGAUGGAGGGGUUUAUGAGGCAUGAGAUUUAG